Molecule: messenger RNA, 4545 nt
Organism: Patiria miniata (bat star)
Lineage: Eukaryota; Metazoa; Echinodermata; Asteroidea; Valvatida; Asterinidae
Exons: 7
Coding region: 131-2080 (649 amino acids)
Biological process (GO): biological process involved in interspecies interaction between organisms
Cellular component (GO): external side of plasma membrane
Molecular function (GO): carbohydrate binding
Source: RefSeq, a predicted model, not a curated record
AUAAACCAGGUGUGGAUCAGCCUCUGCUGAGUAAACUAUAAGCCUAUCACGCUUUAGGAGAACAUUACGCGAUAGGAAUAAUAUUACUGAUAAUUUCUAGGAUCUAGGAGCGACGGACACGAACUUAGCAAUGUCUUCAGGAAACAUGUCUACGGCUGUUGCAUUUCUUCUCUUGGCUACUUUUAUGAUUCACGCUGCUGCAGUCAGAGGACGUCAUGUCAGAUCUUCCCCGGAUAUGUCAAAUUUGACAUAUUGUGUUUGCCAAGAUGUAGAAAGAAUUAGUACGACUUUCGAAAUGCCUUGCAGAGAUUGUGCUGGAAACACAACAAUGUCCUGCUAUAGACUCGUCAACGAGAUGAAGAAUUUCACUGAGGCCAGGCGGGCUUGUUGUGAUCAGGGCGGCCACCUUGUCUACAUCGAAACCGGGCAGGAGCGAGAAUUUCUUCAAUCAACAUUUCCUGGGGCCGAGGAUUACUGGGCUGGGUUCAAUGGCUCUGCAUGGCUAGAUGGUAGUGCACGGACUGAAACUGCAAUACGUAUCUCUGGAAAUUCUAAUUGUUUUGCAAUAGCGCGAAGUGGGAAUUCAGACCAACCCAUUCGACUGAAAAGUGAAUCAUGCGCUGAACGUUUCCAGUUCAUGUGUGAAUUACCAAUGGUAUUUGAGAGCAACUUUAGCAACUGGAGCGUGAAUGAUUAUUGUAACUGUUCUAAAACAAGCGUGACCUCGACAGAACCUGACCAUUCAGAUCUAAUGCUAACAACACCGACAAGUGAAAUAUUAACGGGAACCAGCGACACAAGAGAAACAGAUUCAACCGUCAAGCCAGCCUUGUCAACUGACACUGUCGACACAUACGCAACUGUGGCUACCACUUCAGUCGACAAUAUUGACGGCGAACCUGAUGGAGUAACUACGCCCAAUGAUGAACGGACUGGAACCGAGUCCAAUAAAGAACUAACAACUGUCGGCGAAAAGCUUUCACCAAACCAGCGACAGACCGGUGGUCCGAUAGGAGUUCCCAUUGGAGUCACCCUGGCCGUAAUUGUCAUCUUGGCGGCGCUGGUCGCUUUCUAUUUUUGGCGGAAGAGAGGCAAGAACAGGGGAGAGAAGUCACGUGGAUCUGGCCAUCUGAUGGCAGGUGAAGACGAGGUUAAAUCCCCUCUCCCUGUAGCCAAUCCAACCUACAGCUAUCAAGAGAAUGGUCACGUUGCUGAUAUCAACUUGCAUCCUGUGACUACUAGUGGGUUGCCUAACAAGGACACGGCCUUCGGUGAUGACGAAUCUCCGGACUACACGCCGUAUCCCAACAACGAGGCAGACAGCUAUGCCACCAUCCCAUCCAGUGGCUAUACAGCUUACAAGCCUCAGCAAGAAAACGGCGUGUACACCGGCUUGACGGGCACCAAGGAAAUGGACGACGACCCAGCCGUGUACACACCGAUCCCAAACAACGGCCGCAAGCCGUCAGGGAGCUCAGAGAGCGAGUAUGUGGAUCCAGAGCCCGCGAUGGAGCCCCGGGUGACACGUCACGGGGCCAGUGGAGUAGGCUCUCCUCUUGGGCAAGCUUCAGGGAGAAAGCAGGCGAAGGACAGCGGGUACGUGGACGUAGACGCACCGCAGUCCCUCGGGGGUGUGUACAUGGAUCUGGAUGACGAUGUCAACGGUCAACAAGGCCGGCAACCAGCCAGAAAUGAUGAGUACACGUAUGUCAGCGUGGAUGGUCAUCCAGUCACCAUCUCUGACAGCCAAGAUGAAGACCCGGAGGGAGACUACUACUUCAAGCUCGAGAAACCCGGUCCAGAUGACAGCGAUCCAGGCACAGACUCUCAGACCGAUGAGGAGGCACCUGGAGGAAACGACUACGACACCUUCAAUCGUGCCGGAGCCCAACACCCAAGGAAGAAUGCCCCUACUGAUGUCGGCACCUACAAUCUUCCACGUCCAACUGAAAGCAACGCCUAUGACACCUUCAAUCGUGCAGGCGAUCGACAGCCCAAAGCCAAUUGCCCCACACCUGAUGAAGGCGUCUACAGCCUACCAGGUGCACCUGCAGACGACGUUUAUUCCACCCUCAACUGAACAGGUGGGAUAUCAAAACAAGGCGGUCGGGACCACUGAUCUCCAUUAUACUGACUGGAUAGCGCUUCAUCAUGGGUGUGCACAAGACCGUGAGGCCCUCGCACACACGCGGCGGCCAUUUUGAAGCUCCCUCAAAGCCCCACAACGCACGGAUCCGUAUAUAAAAAGCACAUAAUUACAAUAGUUUAGGAAGCAAGUUUGGAUCAUCAAACACAUUUUUAUUUAUUCAUUUUGCCCACAGUACGAUUUUGCUCAUGUUAUAUUUUGUUCAAAUAAAUAAUUUUACUUCAUGACUUUGCAUAUAUUUUUACGUGGCCAAAGGGAGUGUCAAAAUGGCGUCCAGUGACUUCACCUUCACGGCCCGAAGUGCUAUUCAGUCAGUAUCUAUACUUCUAUACUACAAUCACGAAAAUGAUUGGAGGGCGCUGCCAUUUUCCCGACCGGUCUCCCGUCCCGCCCGCGCCCGUUGGCCGCGGGGGGUGCGGAACAGGGCCCGGCUAUUUCCACCCUAUUUCCCAUAAUUCCCUUCCCCAUUGGGCCGCGCCGGCCAUCUUGCGUAUGGGCCGGAUAAUUGACGUGCAUGCAGCGUAUGGGCCGGAUAUCGAUAAUUGACGUGCCACGUAUACGUUCGUUAUGAGCGCUGAGCAUGCAGCGCAUGCAACUUGCAUGCCCCACAUUUCUUCAGCACAGCGUUGUUGACAUGGUUGAUGUAUCUGUUCCUUGCUCCAGUUUUCUCUUUGAACGGUAAGUCUCAUUUAUGAUAUGUAUUGUUGUUUAUGAAAAGUGGUAUUCUUUCGAACGCCACUGGCAAUGAGAAGCAUUGUUGUUUGUGAAAAGUGUGACUGUGAGUUUGUGAGUACGGGGAGGGUUGUACGGGGAGGGUUGUACGUGCGGGGGAGGCCUCGGACAUCGAGAGUUUGGCCGUGGGUUAACUUACUAGGCUUAAUGUGGCCAAUUUACUGCAUGACCUCCGUAAAUACAGGCCUCACUUGGAACAUGUACCGGAACAUGUUUGUAGAACUUUGCCAACUCUUGAUUUCACAAUUGGGCUUUGUUUGUAGUUUAUUUUUGGAUUUUGCUUUAGUUUGUUUUAGGCCUAGGCCUAUACUAGCUAGAAAAAAACUGCUGCAUUUGUAUAUAGGCCAUGAAAUGUACAUUCAUUCCAUACAAAUUAUGCAAACUAAAUCUUUGUGGUAAUCUUAGAACACGGCAAAUCAUACGUAAAACUUCCUUUAAAGAAAUGACUUUCAUACUCAUAAGUCAUAGGCAAAACUAAAUUAAUUUACUGUAAAUCAAAGACCAAUAACCAACUUAAUAAAGAAACCCUCAAAAUUAAAGACGUGAUUAAGUUCAAACCUCAGGCCAAAAACCAAAAAAUACAGGCAAAGACUAAAACCUGAAACCAACACAGUUAGAAUAGUGGAUCUUAGAGAAUACACUCUGGCAGAAAAUCAAAUGACUCGACAACAGACAUGAACCCAAGCAGGAUAAAGAGCUAUUGUUAGCCAAUGUAUUUUUUUUAACAAGUUUUCUUCACCUUAGUCGUUUUUCUUUUCUUUCUAACUCCUUUACACAGGACUCUCGAUGACACCCACAUCACAUGACCAGCUCCAACCAUGCUCCAAGCAUGCUCCAGUGCAUGCUUCAACCAGUUCCCAAAGCAAGAAUCUCAACUCAAGACGACGACGUGACACACCUAUUCUUUCCAGUUCAACUGCAAGAUUCCUGCUUUUUCUCUUUACCCAUUCAAAACACCAUCAAUGUCCAUCCUUUUUUUUAAAUUAUAUCCUUGGCUUAGUUGUACCCAAGAAUAAUGAUGGAAUGAUUACCCGAUAAUUACUGGCCAAGCAGACUUAUUUGAUAACAAAACAAUGUCUUUGAUUACCGAGUUACAUAAUCACUCUUAAAAUUUCACAACAAAAUAUUCAUACUCGCAUACCCCUCCAUUUCUCAUGAGUUUUCACCAACACUCAUUAAAAAAAUGUUGUCCUGUAACUUACAAUGCCACUGUCAUUAUUAAUGAUUACAGCUUUUAACACAAAAAAACUGCAAUUGCACAAUAACCUUUGGCCGUCUUGCUUGAAAGUUUUUCAUGGAAUGUUUGUGCCUAUGGUAAACAAGCCUGGACCGACGUCCCUUGCGAAAAUUGCUCCGAAAACUGACUACAAUUAUAUCCCCUGAGUUUUGUCGAAGUACUACCCUGUACAGUAAUGAAUGCUGCAAAUACAUUAUUACUAAAAAAAUUCCUGUAUACCUGAUUUCAUUUUCACAGUUUUGUAAUAAAUUCAUUUAACAUGUGGUGCUUGACAUAAUUAUGAAGUGCUCCAAUAUGUCCUUUCUUUUAGUUUUACUCUCUUCUGCAAAUAAACGUGUUACAAUACUUUGCUGUACAACCCCAUCAACAUAAUAAAAACACCAACUGCUAUAAUGACAUUAACUUCUACUUUAAUAAGAAACACCCCCUU